Molecule: messenger RNA, 436 nt
Organism: Microplitis demolitor
Lineage: Eukaryota; Metazoa; Arthropoda; Insecta; Hymenoptera; Braconidae
Product: chymotrypsin inhibitor-like
Exons: 3
Coding region: 76-327 (83 amino acids)
Source: RefSeq, a predicted model, not a curated record
AUAUAUACUAAAGUUAAAAUUUUCCUAUCACUCUAAAAAAAUCUCUACAAGUAAAAUUAAAAAAAAUAAAAUAAAAUGUCUCGCGUUAUUUUUAUGUUAUUUAUUGUUAUUUUAGCAGUCGGAAUAAAUAUUGUAUACUGUGAUGACGAUUGUGGUCCUCAUGCAAAGUGGAAUAAUUGUGGAAGCCCUUGUACCUCAACUUGCGACCAUAAAUAUCCUGCCGGCGGAAAUUGUAUGGCAGUAUGCGAACCUGGUUGUUAUUGUGAAAGAGGAUAUAUCAAAGAAACGGACGGCUCGUGUGUGAAGGAAUGCAAACCAAGAAAAUAAAUUUAGUUAAGGAAACUAAACAAAUUUAUGUAUGAAACAAAUAUUUGUGAGAGAUAUUUUCAUAUGUAAAAUAAAGUGAUUUUAAUAAAAUUUAAAUACAAUUUAAAAA